AAGAAGAUGCAAGAUUAUGAUGAAGCGACUGCUUUUCUGGGAGAAUGGGGUCAUCAUCAAAUAACUAUUUUCUUUUUGCUCAGCAUCGGUAUAAUACCAAAUGGCUAUGUGGGUCUGUCUAUGGUGUUUCUGGCCGAUACCCCUCAGCACCACUGCCGUCUGUCUAACUCUUCAAACAUGACCUUUGAGGAAACCUCCUUCACAAAUCUGAGCUUAUUGCUGCCCAUGGUUGAUGAGCAAGUGUAUAGUAAAUGCACUAGAUUCAAAACCCAGCUGCAAGAUGGUCUCAACGAUACAACACCUGAGACGGAAGGUUGUGUGGAUGGCUGGGUGUAUAGCAAGGACAGAUACAUCUCAACCAUUGUCAGUGAGUGGGAUCUAGUUUGUGAGAACAAUUGGAAAGGUCCCUUUACCAUGUCAGUGAUUUUUCUAGGAAUGACAAGUGGUGCAUUCGUCUCUGGACACAUUUCAGACAGGUAUGGGAGAAAAGUUGUUCUCUUUGGAGCUAUGAUAAUUCAAACGGCCUUGAGCUUCGUUCAAGUGAUCUCCUGGAGUUGGGAGGUGUUCUGCAUAUUGUGCUUUUUUAUUGGGUUUGGAGAUAUCUCAAAUUAUGUAGCUGCAUUUGUUCUUGGAACUGAACUCCUCGGCAAAGCUGAGAGGACUGCUUACUCGACACUUGGUGUUUGUAUGUUUUAUGCAGUAGGCUACAUUAUUCUGCCGGUCUUUGCAUAUUAUAUCCGGAAUUGGAGGAUGUUACUGCUAGCUUUGACCAUCCCAGAGGUUCUGUAUAUUCCUUUUUGGUGGCUUAUACCUGAGUCUCCAAGAUGGCUGAUUGCUCAAGGUCAAGUGACUGAAGCAGAGAAAAUAGUGCAAGGCUUUGCUAAGAAAAAUGGCAUCACCCAUGUUGGGGUGGUAUUUCAGCAAGUCGAUACCAAAGAAUAUACGCUUCUGAGUUCCACAGCUAGGCAAAAACAUCCACAUAAUUUCUUGGAUUUGGUUAGAACUUCAAAUAUACGGAAUAUCACAAUUCUAUCUUUCCUUGUGUGGAUGAUUACCUCCAUUGGGUACUUUGUUUUAACCCUGGGAACUCCCAACAUGCAUGGUGAUCCUUAUCUCAACUGUUUUAUUUCUGCAAUCAGUGAAAUUGUAGCGUACUCAGCUGCAUGGUGUAUGGUGAAGCAUGCACCUCGACGACUUGCGACUGCUACCAUGCUGAUCCUUGGUGGUGUCAUUCUGCUCUUCAUUCAAUUUAUUCCUCCGUCUGUUCAUAUUCUGACAACAGUCUUGGUGAUGAUUGGAAAAGCAGGUAUCACAAUAUCCUUCGCCAUUGUCUACGUUUUCUCUGCUGAGUUAUAUCCGACUGUGGUGAGAAACAUGGGGAUUGGCAUAUGUUCCAUGGCAUCCCGAGUUGGCAGCAUAAUCUCCCCGUAUUUUGUUUAUCUUGGAACGUAUAACAGGAUGUUGCCUUUCCUGCUUAUGGGCAGUUUCAUUUUAUUGGCAGGAAGUUUCUGUUUACUCCUACCUGAAACACGUGACCAACCUCUUCCUGAAAAUGUGCUGCAGGUACAGCCAGUCGGAUGCUCCUGCUGCCCUAUUGGUUUCCAUCAUUCUGCAGUUAGUUCUGCAAAGACAUCCACACCUGAGGAGGUGCAAGUUCAGAGCAGCAGUAUUUACUUCAUGCCUGGCAGCCAACUGGAUCAAGUUAAGGGUUGA
This is a messenger RNA of Rhincodon typus (whale shark), 1713 nucleotides long. Its product is annotated as solute carrier family 22 member 4-like. The coding region runs from base 7 to 1713 and encodes 568 amino acids. Gene Ontology annotation, cellular component: membrane. Lineage: Eukaryota; Metazoa; Chordata; Chondrichthyes; Orectolobiformes; Rhincodontidae. The transcript has 10 exons. The record is from RefSeq and is a predicted model, not a curated record. Gene Ontology annotation, biological process: transmembrane transport. Gene Ontology annotation, molecular function: transmembrane transporter activity.